AUACAAGAAGCCGGCAUAUUUCAUCUCAUGUUGCUCUUCUGUGUCCAAAAUGGUGGUAACUAGUGCUACUGAUCUCAAACCUAUCGUGGAACGGUGGCCGGAGUACAAACCAAAUAAGCUCCCCGACAAGAACUAUGUACGUGUACUCGACACGACACUUCGUGAGGGCGAACAAGCUCCAGGUGGAUCCCUUACUCCGCCGCAGAAGCUAGAGAUUGCCCGGCAACUCGCUAAACUCCGAGUAGACAUCAUGGAAGUCGGUUUUCCAGGGUCAUCUGAAGAAGAAUUUGAAACCGUAAAAACUAUCGCUAAGACCGUGGGGAAUGAGGUGGAUGUGGAAACAGGUUAUGUCCCGGUGAUAUCCACCCUCGCACGAUGCAUAAAUAGAGACAUUGAGGCCGCUUGGAAGGCGGUGAAGUACGCGAAGAGGCCAAGGAUAUGCAUAUUUACAUCUACUAGUGACAUUCACAUGAAUUAUAAGUUGAAAAAGACUAAAGAAGAAGUGAUCGAGAUGUCCUUGAGUAGUAUUAGGUUCGCUAAAAGCUUAGGCUUCCAUGACAUCCAAUUUGGUUGCGAAGACGGCUGCAGGUCGGAGAAGGAGUUUGUAUGUAAGAUUCUAGGAGAAGCGAUAAAAGCGGGUGCUACUUCGGUGUGCAUCGCGGACACGGUAGGGAUCACCAUGCCACAUGAAUUCGGAGAACUCGUGACCUUUGUCAAAGCAAACACUCCUGGAAUUGAUGAUGUUGUCUUCAGCGUUCAUUGUCACAACGACCUUGGUCUUGCUACCGCAAACACAAUCGCUGCUGUAUGUGCCGGAGUGAGACAAUUCGAAGUAACAAUCAACGGAAUUGGUGAAAGAAGUGGGAAUGCGCCGCUUGAAGAGGUCGUGAUGGCUUUGAAAUGUCGAGGAGCAUAUCUUAUGGAUGGUGCUUACACAAGAAUAGACACACGCCAAAUUAUGGCUACUAGCAAGAUGGUUCAAGAGCAUACCGGCUUGUAUGUUCAACCACAUAAGCCAAUAGUUGGAGACAACUGUUUUGUUCAUGAAAGCGGCAUUCACCAGGAUGGAAUAUUAAAACAUCGAAGUACAUAUGAGAUCUUAUCACCAGAAGAUGUCGGAAUCGUAAAAUCGCAAAAUUCGGGCAUUGUUCUUGGAAAGCUUAGUGGACGUCAUGCUAUAAAAGACAGGCUUAAAGAGUUGGGAUAUGAAAUCGAUGAUGAGAAAUUCAACGAAAUCUUCUCACGAUUCAGAGAUUUAACCAAGCAGAAAAAGAGAAUUACCGACGCUGAUCUGAAGGCAUUAGUGGUGAACGGUGAUGAAAUCACAUCAGAGAAAUCAAAGAGUAAAGGAAUUAACAACAACAACCUUAUUAUGUCAAGUCCUCAUAUUUCCUCUGUUGUAUAAGUUUGUAAAGAGGCAUGUGUAUUUGAAAUACGAUGAUAUCAAGUUCCAUUUGAUAUGCAUGUCUUGUUGUUGUAAUGAAUAAAAAGUUUAAAAUAUC
Molecule: messenger RNA, 1502 nt
Organism: Arabidopsis arenosa
Lineage: Eukaryota; Viridiplantae; Streptophyta; Magnoliopsida; Brassicales; Brassicaceae
Source: the annotation of a GenBank genome assembly